Trichomonas vaginalis G3 is the source of this 1338-nucleotide messenger RNA. RefSeq lists its product as uncharacterized. Lineage: Eukaryota; Parabasalia; Trichomonadida; Trichomonadidae. The record is from RefSeq and is a predicted model, not a curated record. Bases 1 to 1338 code for a protein of 445 amino acids. The transcript has a single exon.
AUGACUCCAAUUCCAAUCCUUCUUGCAAUCCUCUUUAUAGAAAUAGCAAUUCAUGGCAGUGAACUGUAUACAUUGUAUCAACAACGCACAUCCAUCCCUGUAUUGCUAUCAGAAGCCUCUUCAUUUAAUUAUCAAUUCAAAAAUACACUCGUUAACUUAUUAGAAAACAUAUCUAAAGUUAUUUUCUAUAUUACCAUAUACAAAACAGCUCAUAAAACUUUCAAAAUCGUACGUAACAACUACAACUUCUUUACAUUUUUAAUUAUUUUCCGCUAUUUACUUGUAAUCCUCCCAUCAAGACUCAUUAAACUAUUAGUAAUUGAUACAAACAUCAAGCCUAACAUCCAAUUAUUUGUUCAAAAGCAAUUAAUAGAGCAACUUACAAUUUGGCUUUUAUCAACCACCUUUUUGAAUAUAUUAAAUUACAUCGCUGUAAGAACAAAUUCAUUUGUGAAUGUAGCAGAAAUUACUCCUUUAAUCGAUCAAGUUGAAGAUUCACCUGUCAACACUUUCUCAUCAGAUUCUGAUUACUACUAUUCAUACAGUUCUAUUUCUCAAAGUAGAGCUCGUGAGAAUAGACGUAGAGCAACAAGAACUUACGCAUAUAGUAGACCUCUCUAUCUUUAUCUUGGAUUGGUUUUACUAAUUUUAUUACUUAUUCAACCACUUACAGCAAGAAUUAACUCUCGAAUCGGAUCAAAAUUCAUCAUAAAUACUGUCUCACAUAAUAAAUUCCUUGGAAGUCUUCAACUCCUCCAUGGAAUGAACUUCAACAAAAUUUUGAUCGAGCGAACAUAUAAUACCCCGAAGCAAAUUGACUAUAAAAUAAACGGUUAUUUCAACCGUGAGCUUAUUAUUAGCGAGCCAACAAUGAUGAAAUUGAAGAGCAAUGAUUUGACAGCAAUUUUCGCAAACUACUAUUACCUCAUGAACAGCCAUGAAGAAAUGGCUAAGUUCGUUAUAAGUUUGAUUGAAAUUGUUUCACUUUCAUUAUUAUUCAGAAAAGUACUCGCAGAAAGAUUCAACAAACUAUCCAAAAUACCAAAGAUACAGAUGUCGUAUCUAUUGCCAAUCUAUUUGGCCUACGCUUUUCCAGUUCAUUUCUUUUUUGAAGUAUUAAGAAUGAACACAACAAAAUACUUCAUCAUUAAAGGUGAUGAGUAUGCAUUUAAGCAUAAUUUACCUAUUAAUGAUACCUUAAUCAAGGUUUAUACAUAUAAUUUAGACUUAUUCAGACAUUCCCAUAUUUAUUCCUUAUUAACCUUUUCCAUGCCAACAUUGAGUGAUCGCUUAUCAGUUAUCGCUCGAAAAAAAGUUGAACUACAGAUAAGUUCAUAA